AUUGUUGUGAUUCAGUGCAAGUGAAAAGUAAAUAAACUGCGAAAAAUGUUAAUUAAUUUGCCAAAUUGAUCCUGCAAAUUGGCAAAUUAAAUCCCAACACCAAAGGGAAACGCUUCCAGGACAACGAAUCUACUGAAAGUCGCCUACAAAUAUGGCACUGACACCGGAUGAGUUGCGGGAGCGUAUUCCCCAGUGGUCACUCGAAUCAGAUGGACAACUGUUGCAGUAUAUGGUGCAAAUCUCAAAGAACCUCGAGGAAAAGUGCAAACAAACCCAGGACAAUUUGACCCGUCUGCUGCUGGAGGUUGACGAGAGCCAUAUUCGUUUCGCAAAUGCAUCGAACAGCUUUAAUGGCAUUCAGCAGUUGAAAUUCGUGGAGAACCGCGUCCAGGACGACGACGAAAGUUUUUACUCUGUUCGAGAGGAAGAGGAGGAAAAAGGCGAAAAAUUGCCAUACGGUGAAAUUUUCCACAUGGCCGUUGAGAAGUCUGUGGCAAACAUGUACAAAUCGUUCGAGAAGGUCACCGUCCAGCUGGAUAGCGAUAGCGAUAGUGACGACGAUGAUGAUGAUGAGGAGGCCGCAGCUAGGAAUACAGUCCUACGGGCGGUCCAGAAGUAUCCCUACAUUAAUAGACCGCUACCCUACAUAAUAGGCUCACAGGAAUGGAGGGAAAAAUGGCAUGCAGGUUUAAUUGAUUCCGACGAGGAAUCGGAUACCGAAACUAAGGAACAGUAUUCUGAUUCCAGUGAUAGUGAAAGAAUGUUUCCGUCGCAGACCAAUAGUAACCAUACGCCUUCAGAAUCGGAAGGAUCGGUUUGGGGUGUGCAUUCGGAUCCGCGAAAAAGGGCCCCUUCGAUUGAUCCCAGUAUGUCCGGAGACGAUGCUUUGUCCAUUCAUUCCAGUUCUAGUGUUGCUAGACCACCGGGUGCAAGGUCAUUGUUGAACAAUCCUCACAAAGUUCAGAUGUUGCCGGGAUUCAGACCGCCGUCGCUUUUCCCAGAUCAACCACCACCGGAUGAUACGAUGAGCGUGUCUUCUAGAAGCAAGGUGGCUAAUCUGUUUGAAGAAUCGGAUGAAGAGGAAUCUACUCCGACGCAUAGACCUACCAUGGUGACUGCAAAUACAAAUAAUCAGCCAACCUACUUCAGAGGGAAUCAACCGGAGAGGAAAACAAUUAAUUUGUUUACUGAUGAACCUCCCCCGAGCCAUGGAAGUCAUGCACCGACGCCUACGUCUUCAAUAAGUAGCAAUUCGCAAAAGAAACCUAUAAACUUGUUUAUCGAUAGCGAUGACGACGAUUCAUAUAACAACAAUCCUUCGUCUAAAAGUAAUAGCAUCUAUCAAAACGAACCCCCUGAGCUACCGGUUCCGGUAAAAAAGAACACUAAUAUUUUCGAUGACGAUGAAGAAGUUACCCCUAAAGCGAACCCAACGAUUUCCGGUAAACCAGUCGGGAACAUUUUCGAUAAGGUUAACAAUAAUCGUACUGAAGUGGAUGAGGUUGAGGAUGACUUGUUCGUGCCAGUGCAAAGAUCGAUCAACGGAGCAACCGAUGGAAGAACGGGCGUCCGGAGGGUUACAAAUCUCUUCGAUGACGACCCGCCGGAGGAUGAUUUUGAUAAGAUAUUUAAAGCAAAAGGAACUGAUCGAAAAAUACCCGGUGGAAAAUUAGUUCUACCGCCGGCUCCGAUAGGUGGGAAGCAGAGUGUUACCAAUACGACGAACUCCCAACAGCCUAAGGCUAAAUCAGUCCCAGUGGUUGCAGAACAGGUUGCCAAAAAGAAAAUAAAUCUGUUCGAUGAUGAUGAUGAUGAUGAUUCAAGUGAUAUAUUUUCGGCGAGAGUGGGAAGCAAUAGUUCGAAUGUCACUAAACCUAAGAUCAAUUUGUUCGACGAUGACGAUGAAGGAAAUUCGGCUCUUAUAGGUUCCAAAUUACCUCAAAUUGAUUCCAGACUCAGAAACGAUACUAACCAAGAACAGCAAAUUGGUGAAGCGGUGAAACCAAAAGAAGCCAUCGCAAACCAUGGCAAAAGUAUUCGAUCGGAGAAUAUCAAGAAAAAGUCAAUAUUCGAUUCGGAUUCCAACGAGGACGAUGAUGAUGAUGAUGAUUUUUUGUUCGGCGCAAAGCGUUCGGUUCCGAGUUUAGUAGAUAAGAAAGAACCAAAGCCACUUCCAAGGAAGGAGAAGGUGGCUUCGAGGAACAUUGCGCAGGAUCUGAAGGAUUCUUCAAGCGAACAGGUUUCCAAAGAAAAGCUGGAUAUUACAUUCGAUCUUCCUGGGAGCAACGGUCAUGAGGUUGAACCCAAACUAAACCAAGCGCAAGCCAGUAUUCGGUCGGAGAUCCUCAAGAAGAAAUCUAUUUUCGAUUCGGAAUCGGACGAAGUCGACGAAGACAUUUUUUUUGGGGGGAAACAUUCGGCCACCAAUGUGGUUGAGAAAAAGGACGUUCAUGUUCUGGAUCUCGUUGCACCAAAUGUGACAAAUCUGGAUAAUUUAACGAAUGCUAAUGAUACGUCAAAGGUUGCUGAUCUUCGGGAGGAACCUGUUAUCGAGAAAGUCAAAGGAGGUGUUGGUCUCGAGAAACCGCAAAUUCCUGAUGAGCCUCCAGAGGAUGAUGGAUGGGAAGAGCCUCCUCCAGAUGAUCACGGACAAAGAUAUCCAGAUGUGUCCAACGACAUAGAUUAUUAUUUAACAACCAACAGAAUUAAUGGAACUACUGAAACAUCCAGCUCCACGUUAUUGGUUCAGACGAAACAUGAUGAUCUGAUAGAAGAUAGCUUAAUGAAUGGAGAUUCUAAUGUAGGCAAUUCAGAUGAACCUUCGGAAAAUAUAAUCGUAAAACAGUCCAAUGAAGGUGGCCAUAACAGUUCCAAAGUAAAAACCAACGACGUCUCUUUGAACUCAGCUGACAUCUCACCCGGUUUGAAAGAGAAUAGUGAAGACAAACUGAAUGAUAAUUCCAAUAACAAGAGUGCCUUAAAUUUCAACUCUGUCGGCUUAUUUGACGAUAUCCCACCUCCAGACGAUGACUUCGAAGAGCCUCGUUCAUCGCUGGCGAUUGAUCAUACUGAUGAUGGUGGUUUCUUCAAUGUACCAGAUCCUGAAACUUCCAGUAAUGCUGCAGCCUCAUCCAAUACAAAUCACUAUCUCUUUAUGGAUGGUGAUGGCCCACCUCCUGAUGAUGAGGUUGACGAUGGUAAGGCUGUCCCGAAGGUGCAAGAACCGGCAUCUUUCAAAAGCAUAUCAUCUAUCAUAGAGGAACGGAAUAAGAAUGAAUCCAGUUACGAAGGUAUUCGAGAGAAACCGAAGGUCAAUAGACUUAGCGCCAAAGUUAACAUCAACGUAAAUGCACUUCUGCCAGGAGCCCGAAGACCUCAAUCCGCUGCUGUGGUGGAAAAGACUGCAAACGAACCCGUAGCAUCCAGUGUCGCAAUUCCUGAUAUUCCGAACGUUGAGGGUUCUGUGAGCACGACUGAACCGAAACCUAAGCUUCAACAAGAACCCGAAAUCGGAACGGCAAAGUUAACCAGUUUAAACAAAGGUCGUGCAAAAAUCCAAACGAAACGAAAACCCCCAUCUAGGCAAAACCGUAGAACAAAUUACGAGAAUAAUUUAGCAUCCGAAACGAAUGAAGAUUUCAACUACCCUCCGGCAGAGAAAAGUCCCAAAGAAGAGAUACGUGUUGUGGUAGGUUCUGAGCAAAAGGUCCAACAUGUAGAAGUGACCGCUGCGCAUGUUAAGAUCGAUCAAAUACUUAGCAGCGAACUGGCACAAAAGCUUUCGGAACCAAAACUUUUCGAAGACAGUGGUGAAGUUGAAGACAUCCUAUUUGGUGGCAGCGGUGGAACGAAAAGAUCAACCAAUUCUACAGUACCAAAGAAAUCCAUCUUACCAAUAGUGGAACCACCUUCAAGACCAUUGACGUCGGAGCAACCUGCACCGCCGAAACUCAACACAUCCACCAAACUAUUCAGCGAUGAAGAAUCGGAUGAUGGGGAUCUAUUUGGGACGAUUUCAAAACCUAUCCAGAAACCUCCUGCAAUGCAAACCACUGCCACUGCUAAACCCAUCAAACAACAGGAAGUUCAGCCAGGCAAGUCUGCUACGACGUCAACCCUCAAAAAGCAAUCCAUUUUUGAUGAUUCUGAUGAAGGUGAUGAUAUAUUCUCGAAACCACGAACAAAUGGAAAACCCCCAACCCCUAAACUAAACGUUAGACCUAGCAGUAGCGAAACAUCUAAAAAACCCACCAGUAAAAGUAAAAGCAUAUUUGGAUCCGAUGAGGAGAGUGACGGUGACGAUAUCUUCGGGGGAUCCAAACAGAUAGCUAAACCUCAAUUGAAAGUCAGUGAAGCGAAGAAGUCUGUGGUUGUUGCUGCCAGUACUAAAAGCCUGUUCGGGGAAGAUGACGACGACGAAGAUGAUGAUCUGUUUGGUUCUAAGAGCAAACCCGCACCGAAAUCUUCUUCAUCGCAACCAGCAACGAAAAAUACGGUCAAAAAUCCUAGCAAAUCGAACACCGUUGCGGCCGCCGCAGAAGAUGAUCCUCUAGCCGAUUUGCUGAAAUAGCGUAAAUUGCAUCCCCCGGGGUUGUAAGUACAUUGAUUAUAUGCCUACCUACCUUCCUACACAAUUCAAAUUGGAACAACACUCCACUAGCACUAACGCACGUGCGUGUAAAUAAUUAGUGGUUUCCUUAUAUUGCGCAUUGCGCACAUUAUCAGUGCGAUAAUAAGUGCGGAAACGCUAAUAAAAGUGUGGUUUAACGUUAAAUCGUGUGGGUGUCUUCGGUGCAUUUAGGCAACAAGACAUCGCCGCAGAGGACAACAAGACGAUACAACGUAAAAUCUCACUUUUGAUGAGUGCAGUCUCAACUGCAAAACACAAUAGGAUCUAUUCAUCUUUUGGCACUGAUUCCGAUUAAAAUUGCAAGAGUGCAGUUGAUUUCGAAUAAAUGGUAAAAAUCUAGUCAAAAUUCAUCAGCAGAUGGAGGGUUAAGUAUAUGAAGUUUAACAUGUACAUGAUUUCGUUUUCUCAAUUCGCUGGUAUAUUUUUGGAGUGUCAAAAGUUGCACACUUUAUUCGUAUCAUUCCGUUUUGUUCAAAGGGGUUGUUCGUAAACAACGUAGACAGUUUAAAGAGGGUUGACGUCUGUCUACGAUCCAUACAAAUUUGAAAAAAAAAGUAUGAACGACUGUCUACGCAUGGAAGGGAGGUAUAACAUAUCUUAAAAACUGUUUUCGUAGUUUAUGAACAGCCCCAAACUUGUAUUUUUCGUUGAUAUUAUCAGAGGUUUUUUUCUCAUUCGAAUAAAAUAAAAUAUUGGCUGUUUAUUUCUUGUUUCAAUCAAUUCGAAAGGACGUAAGGUAUAUCACUAUAGACUCAUUUUAUGACUUGCAUAUUAAAUUAGUAUUAACGAUUACAGAGCUAUAUUAGUAAUAUAUGAAAAUAUUACGAGCAAAAGGGUUAUUGUUAUAAAUUUGUAUGUAAUAUG
Molecule: messenger RNA, 5494 nt
Organism: Ochlerotatus camptorhynchus
Lineage: Eukaryota; Metazoa; Arthropoda; Insecta; Diptera; Culicidae
Gene: FAM21
Product: Family with sequence similarity 21
Exons: 4
Coding region: 152-4570 (1472 amino acids)
Source: RefSeq, a predicted model, not a curated record